GUUUAUUUUUGCUUCCGUUUACCUCGUAACUCCUAAAAGUGUGUUGUGAAUGCGUUUUUGGUUAUAUACGUCCUUGAGGUAGUUUGUCAGCAUCCGUAGUGGUUAGUUUGUCAAAGAACAUUACAUGUUAAAGGUGGAACAGCUUGAUAAAGCAGAAAGAUGGACCGCCAGGAUGCUGGGAGCAGUGGUUUUGGGGAAGGUCUUCUCUCCAGGAUGGCUCUCAAUGACAACAAGGCUGGUAUGGAAGGACUGGACCGAGACAAGAUCAACAAGAUCAUUCUGGAGGCCUCCAAGGGAUCUAGAUUUUAUGAGAAUGAACUCAAAAAGGAGCAACAGGUGAAUCAGCGUAUUAAAAAGAUGAUGGAGCAAAAAGCAAAAAUCACUAAAGAACAAAUGAAGCAAGCACAAGCAGAGGUGGACAAGCUGACAUCUCACAUGGAGAGUGGUCGAGACCUGGGCAGUGUGAUAGUUCAUGUAGACAUGGAUGCAUUCUAUGCUGCUGUGGAAAUGAGAGACUGCCCAGAGCUGAAGGACAAACCUCUGGCAGUGGGAUCCAUGAGUAUGCUGUCAACCUCUAAUUACCACGCCAGGAGAUUUGGUGUCCGUGCUGCCAUGCCUGGCUUUAUUGCUAAAAAGCUCUGCCCAAACCUAGUCAUUGUGCCCACCAACUUUGACAAAUACAGAGCUGUGAGUGCUCAGGUACGGGAGGUAUUUUCAGUCUACGAUCCUCAUUUUAUGCCUAUUAGUCUUGAUGAGGCUUAUCUGGACAUCACUGAGCACUUAAAUCAGCGGAAGCUCUGGCCUGAGUCCAUGAGAACACAUUACAUACGUGAUGCUAAGAAAGAGAAUGAUGCAGACAGGACUGCGGUUGAGUCAGAGAGAGAUGGCCUGUCCCCUGUGCUGUUUGAAGACAGUCCCAGCUCCUCCCCUUCUCUGUCUGGGGUUGAUGGGAAAGCAGAAGUGUUUGGAACGAGUGCCGAGGAGGCUGUGAGGGAGAUGCGCUUUCGUAUUGAGCAGAAAACAACUUUAACAGCCAGUGCCGGCAUUGCCCCAAACAUGAUGUUAGCAAAAGUAUGCAGCGAUAAGAACAAGCCCAAUGGCCAGUACAGAAUUCCUCCUGAGAGACAAGUUGUGAUGGAUUUUAUCAAAGAUCUUCCAGUCAGAAAGGUAUCUGGUGUUGGAAAGGUAACUGAGAAGAUGCUGGCUGCUUUAGGUAUCGUCAGCUGCUCUCAACUUGGCCAGCAGAUGGCGCUAUUAUCCCUGCUUUUUUCCGAAACCUCUUGGCAUCAUUUUCUUCACAUAUCUCUGGGUUUGGGCUCAACAUAUGUUGAGAGGGACUCAGAAAGAAAAAGCAUUAGCACUGAGAGGACGUUUUGUCAGAUGAGUGAUGCAGAGGAGCAGUAUUCUUUAUGUAGGGAACUCUGUCAUGAUCUAGCGCAGGAUUUACAAAAGGAGGGCCUCAAGGGCAAAACUGUUACUUUGAAGUUGAAGAAUGUAAAGUUUGAGGUGAAGACCAGGGCGUUUACUUUGCAGUAUGCUGUCUGCUCUGAGGAGGAGAUCUUUGCUGCUGCAAAGGACCUUCUCAAAGUUGAGAUUGACUCUGUCAGCCCUCAGCCACUAAAGCUGAGACUCAUGGGCGUUCGAGUGUCCAGCUUUAUUAGUGUUGAAGAUAAAAAGCCUCUUCAGAAGAGCAUAAUGGGUUUCUUGCAGAAAGGUGGAUGUGAUCCAAGCAUCUCCACACAGUGUCCUGGAUUUGCACUCAAAGCAGAAGCAGACAAUGAUGCCAAAUCUGAUGGUGGUUUUCUAAAGCCACCGUCUACUGAGAUAAAUGUACCUUCUGUGUCUGAGCAAAUAUCCAAAGGACAUCAGCAGCAAUCUUUUUUUCAAAGAGCAGAGUCCAAAAGACUUCAACAGCAGCAGAAACAAAUGUUUGAAAAUGCCGUCACCUCUGGUACAGACACAACAAACAAUACUGCUGACACAUCUGAUACUACACAGACAAAUCUAUCAAUAAUAUACACACAAUCAGACACAACAUCAGCAACUCAAACAGGUUUGUCAAAUACAAACUUGGGGAAAGAUGCAACAGGACAUAUUAACAAGCAUGCAACAUCAAAGACAUAUUUUAAUGCCACAACACCGUUGCUUCAGUGUCUCACCUGUCCUGUGUGCAACAAGGAGAUGAAGGCUGUAAACCUCAUAGCUUUCAACAAGCACAUUGAUGAGUGCCUCAAGGGCAGUGCAAUGGAAAAUCAAGCCACAGAUAUGGAUACAGUUCUGAAUAAAUGCAGUGAAGCAUGUGAGCAGGGGAAACAGGAAGAGCUCAAUUCCGAAAUGCCUGUAUCAAGUUCAAAGAGCCAAGGCAUACCCCAUAAUGAUAAUGGUGAGAAGCCAUCCACUAGCAUCACUGUACCAGUGGAGGAAAAUGAUGAAAGCUCUGAUUUCAGGAUGCCGUUUUUUAGCCGCAGGACACAUUUUAAAGAAAAGUGCUCAGUUGUUCCUAAUAAGGAGUUGCCUCUUUGUGAACCUAGUUAUAAAGUCACCCAAGUAACGCAUGAUCCUGAGGCUGUCAGAGUGUUGUCAUCUGACUUGAAAGGCCCUUCUUUGAUAUGUCCUGUGUGCAGUCAACCGCAGAGCACCAAUGACCUCAUUCUCUUCAACCGGCAUGUAGAUAUGUGUCUCAACCAGGAAGUGCUGCUGGAUUUGACAGGAUUUCAACCUUUAGAUGCACCAGCCUCCAUGAGCGUAAGAGGCCAAUUUGAGGACCCACAGGGAAGAUUUUCUAAAGUGAGAGAAAAAAGCAAAAGACAAGGAUUAUCUCCCCUUCCUCCAUCUAAGAAGGCAAAGGUGUUGAGCACAAAACAUACAAUUGACAAGUUUUUCAAAGGCAACACCAGACAGAAUUACUAAUUCUGUUUAGUCCCUAAACUGUUACAAACUACAGACAGAGAAUAUCAUUAUAUCGUGGAAGUUCACGAUAUAAUGGCAACACAUUGAUGUGCAUCGUAUUAUUGUACAUCAUUUUUAUUUUUUUUUUACUUUUGCACUUCUUUCUAAGUAUGUAGAACAUACAGAAUAGCAUUCUGAGAUGAUAUUCUUCUCCCCACAAUGUACAGAGUGGUUAUCUGAGUUACCGUAGACUUUGUCAGUGUGAACCAGUCUGGACAUUCUCCAUUGAUCUCUCUCAUCAACAAUUUGUUUCCAUCUACAGAACUGGCACUCACUGGAUGUUUUUUGUUUUUGGCACCAUUAGUAAAGUAGUAUUAGUAGUAGAGUAAAUUCUUGAGACUGUUGUGUAUGAAAAUUCCAGGAGAUCAGCAGUUACAGAAAUCCUCAAACCAGCCCAUCCGGCACCAAUAAUCAUACCACAGUCCAAAUCACUGAGAUCAAAUUAUUUCCCCAUUCUGAUGGUUGAUGUGAACAUUAACUGAAGCUCCUGACCCAUAUCUGCAUUAUUUUAUACACUGCACUGCUGCCGCACGAUUGGCUGAUUAGAUAAUCAAAUGGAUAAUUGUUGGUGCCAGACGGGCUGGUUUGAGUAUUUCUGUCUCUAGUUUACUCAGAAUGGUGCCAAAAACAAAUAAACAUCCAGUGAGCGACAGUUCUGUGGCAGAAAUAUCUUGUUGAUGAGAGAGGUCAACAGAGAAUAGCCAGACUGUUUCGGAGUGACAAAGUCUACGCUCUGUACAAUUGUUGUGAGAAGAAUAUAAUCUCAGAAUGCUAUUCUGAGAUGCGGGUUGGCGCUGUUUUGGCGGCAUGGGGCGGACCUACACAAUAUAAUGCACGUGGUUUUAAUGCUAUGGCUGAUCAGUGUAUGUGUGGGCAACACAUUGAUGUGAAUCGUAUUAUUGUACAUCAUUUUUAUUUUAUUUUUUACUUUUGCACUUCUUUCUAAGUAUGUAGAACAUACAGUACAUGUUAUUGCUAUAUUAAUAUAUAUUUUUAUUCUAUGUAUAGAUACAAAAUAUUAGUUUUAAAGGGUCAUAUGUAUGGACAUAAGUAGAACAUAGGGACAUAUGUAUGGAAAGCAAUUUAUAGACCCUAUAUGAAGAUUUAUCAUCUUAAAAGUGUAAAGUAUCAUAUUUGUAUAAUUCCCAUUUUUAUGAAAUGUGUCAAAAUGUACACGUCAUUAUUGUCAUAUAUUAAAAUAUUCUCUUAAACUUGGGUAAUGGUGCUAUGCGUCUUAAAUGACUGAAAUUUAAUAUAAAUUAUUCAGGUUUUCUUUAUUUGUGUAAAAUGAAUUUCCUUCCUGUAAUAGAACGUGCAUAUGUGUGAGUUGUAUCCCUAUUAUUGUAUUAAA
Molecule: messenger RNA, 4300 nt
Organism: Xyrauchen texanus (razorback sucker)
Lineage: Eukaryota; Metazoa; Chordata; Actinopteri; Cypriniformes; Catostomidae
Gene: polk
Product: polymerase (DNA directed) kappa
Exons: 15
Coding region: 160-2910 (916 amino acids)
Biological process (GO): error-prone translesion synthesis
Cellular component (GO): nucleus
Molecular function (GO): DNA-directed DNA polymerase activity; damaged DNA binding
Source: RefSeq, a predicted model, not a curated record